AAACUAAUUAAAAUGGUCCUUCUUGGCGCAAUAGAUCAAGGAACAUCCAGUAGCCGCUUCCUUAUUUUCGAAUCAGAUACUGGACAAUUAUUGGCGAGUCAUCAGAUUGAAGUCCGUCAACAAUUCCCAGAGUCUGGCUAUGUAGAAAUGUGCCCCAAAGAGAUUUUUGAAACAACUGUGGCUUGUAUUGCCGGCGCCUGUGAACAGUUAAAAACAAAACGUGGAAUUGAACCUGAGAAUAUCCGUGCUGUUGGCAUUACAAAUCAAAGAGAGACAACAAUUAUUUGGGAUAGAAAUACCGGAGAACCUUUAUAUAAUGCCAUUGUUUGGUUGGAUAGUAGAACCCACGAUCUAGCCAAAAAAUAUAUCUUAAAAGUUGACGAAUCUUUGAAUGGUACUCCUUCGGCUGCCAAAAGAUCAAAAUUCGACCUCAAAAUGUACGAAAGGGACAGCGUUAUUUCGUGA
Meloidogyne enterolobii is the source of this 465-nucleotide messenger RNA. The record is from the annotation of a GenBank genome assembly. Lineage: Eukaryota; Metazoa; Nematoda; Chromadorea; Rhabditida; Meloidogynidae.